Messenger RNA from Thamnophis sirtalis, 1562 nucleotides. The record is from RefSeq and is a predicted model, not a curated record. NCBI's taxonomy places the organism in Eukaryota, Metazoa, Chordata, Lepidosauria, Squamata, Natricidae.
ANUGUGUUGUUCUCCGGAUUUUCGGAUAUAGCUUGGUAAUCGUUUUUGCUGUAUCUUAUGCAAUUGGUUGCCGUGUUUCAAUUUCUUGGAUCUUUUGAAAGCCUACACUGAUUUCUUGAUAAAAUUUGGUCAACCCACUCUCUUUAGUUUUAUCUAUGAACUCAAAAAGCAAACUGAAGCAUCCAAAACAAUGUGUUCAUAUUAUAAAAGGAAUGUCUUGUUUUUUCAGAUAAGACAAAAUAAAAGAUGAUGGAAAUGUCAAAUGAAACUAAGCCCACAUCAGCACCUCCAGAAUAUUCAGGCCCAGCUUAUUCACUUCCACAGGUUCAAUAUCCUCAGUAUGGAGCAGCCAUUCCAGUUCUAGCAAAUCCACCUCCACCCAUCAUCUGGAUGCCACCACAACCUCAGAUCCCCAAGUGCCCUCGUGGAUUGGAAUAUUUCAGUCAGCUUGAUCAGAUAACAGUUGAACAGCAGAUUGAGCUCAUGGAAAUGAUAAGUGGCUUUGAAACGUGUAAUAAGUAUGAAGUAAAAAAUGCCAUGGGGCAUUGGAUAUAUUUUGCUGCUGAAGAAAAUGAUGACUACAACCUGAAUUGUUAUGGCCCUUUGAGAUCGUUUACCAUAAAACUCUUUGACAGUACAAACCAACCAGUAAUGCAAUUGUCAAGAGAGUUCCAUUGCUCCAGUUGCUGCUGUCCUUGUAUUUGUUGCCUGCAAGAGCUUGAAGUUCAGGCACCUCUAGGCAACAUCAUUGGGUAUGUGAAACAAAACUGGCAUCCAUGCCUACCAAAAUUUACUAUCCAGAAUGAGGCCAGAGAAAAUGUUCUUAAAAUUACUUCACCUUGUGUGUCUUGCCAAUGCUAUCGGGAUGUUAAUUUUGAGGUGAAAACUGUAGAUGGGAAAUCUACAAUUGGAAACAUAGUAAAAAAAUGGACUGGUUUAGCAAGAGAGGUUGCUACAGAUGCAAGCAUUUUUCAAAUUCACUUUCCAAUGGACCUUGAUAUUAAUAUGAAAGCAGUCAUAAUGGGAGCCUCUUUUCUUAUGGAUUUCAUGUUUUUUGAAAAUGCUGGAAACAGAGGGAACAAUCGUAACAGAAGCAACAAUCUUAAUAGACAAAGACAAAGACGUAGACGUAGACGUUAACUGAAACCAAGACUUUAAGAGUCUCAUGACACUGAAUUAAGCUUGCAGGAAGAAUUUUAUUUCUUUCUAAAGUUGCUUAUUUCAAUAUUUACAAUCAUACCUUUAACUAUUAUACCAUAUAUGUCAGAAUAUUCCAUAUAACUCAAAACAUUUGUCAAAUAUUGAUAUACAAUAUAUUGAUAUCCCUGUAUAAUAACAAAGGUAUAUAAUUUAUAAAUUCAGCUAAUUUUCAAUCAGUAAACAGAUAUACUCCAUUUGCUAUUUUUUCCUGCUGUUAUAUAUUAAGAAUUGCCUUAUUAUGUCUUUCUUUUUUUAUAAUUUCUGUGUAUCAUGUUGCAGUAAUAAAAUGAACCAAAGUGGGUAUCUCAAUAUUCAGAGAAUAUAAAGUUGAAGAGAAAUUCAAUAAAGUUGAUAUUUUCCUU